GAAACAGCACCAACUGGAUGAACACAGCCGUUCUUGUAACGUGCAUUAGGAACUUCCGGAGAAACCGUGGUCCUGUUUCAGGGAUUCUCAAAGGCUACGUCGGCUUGAGCACUGCUAUUUUCACGGUGGUGUGCACUGCUCUGUUCUCCUCCGAUCCAGCUUCCUUUCUCGUCCUCCUCUCCGUCGUGCCUUUCGCCGUCUGUCUCACGGCGGUUUUCUUCCUCCGUGAAGUCCCUCCGGCUACUUCCACCGCCGAGGAAAACGAAGAGUCUCGCUACUUCGCAGUGUUCAACAUAGUGGCAAUUGUCGUCGCCGUGUACCUUCAGUCGUACGACGUUAUCGGAAUCAAAACCGGAGCUGUCUCCGUCGCAUUCGCCUCCGUGCUUCUCAUACUCUUAGCUUCACCUAUCGCCGUCCCUUUCCACGCCUACGUUCGGAGUUUAAAUCUGAACGAAGAAGACGUAGAAGUACGAGUCGAUGAACCUUUGCUGAGAUCGGAGAUCGCCGAAGAGACGGUGGUUGGUGCUGCCGCGGCGGCGGAUAAUGAGUUACCACCGUCUCCUACGCUUCUAAAGGAGGAGGAAAAGAAUCAAGGAGGUAUAAAGAAGAGGAGACCGGUGCUUGGAGAAGACCACACCAUAUUAGAAGCGGCGUUGACCGUUGACUUUUGUGUCGUUUUUGUGUGGAGUAGGAACUGGUUUAGCUGUAAUGAACAACAUGGGUCAGAUAGGGCUUGCGCUUGGUUUUACAGACGUCUCCAUCUUUGUCUCCAUGAUGAGCAUUUGGGGUUUCUUUGGUCGGAUUCUCUCCGGUACCAUCUCCGAGCACUUUAUCAAAAAAUGGAACACCAAGACCAUUAUGGAACGCAGCAUCUCAAGUUGUCAUGGCCGUAGGAUAUCUACUGAUGGCUUUAGCUAUACCCGGUUCACUCUACUUCGGUUCAGUUGUUGUUGGGGCUUGCUACGGAGUCCGGUUAGCCAUAACAGUACCAAUCGCCUCAGAACUCUUUGGUCUCAAGUACUACGGACUCUUGUACAACAUCCUCAUACUUAAUUUUCCUCUUGGUUCAUUCCUUUUUUCUGGUCUUCUUGCGGGUUUGCUCUACGAUGCUGAAGAUACACCGACUCCUGAUGGAGGCAACACGUGCGUGGGAGCACAUUGUUACCGUUUAGUCUUCAUUGUAAUGGCAUUUACAUCCAUCAUUGGAGUUGGUCUUGACCUCUGACUUGCGUUCAGAACUAAGGAGAUUUAUACCAAGAUUCAUGCGAGCAAGAAGGUUAAGAGAUCUAGUGGUAGUGUUAGAUGAAAAAUUGUGUUUAAACUAGAUAGCUUUUGGGUAAAAUCAUUUUUGGGUACACUAGUUCUAUUAGUAAUAUGUAGACUAUAUUCGUUACCAUUGGAUGGGAUGUUUGUACACUUUCACUUUUGAAGUGUUUGUGUAAAAACCAGUUGUAUGGUUCAAAAUUUCAGAUAGGAAAUCAGUAUUUUACAUUUUCACGAUUA
Brassica napus (rape) is the source of this 1503-nucleotide messenger RNA. RefSeq lists its product as uncharacterized. Lineage: Eukaryota; Viridiplantae; Streptophyta; Magnoliopsida; Brassicales; Brassicaceae. The record is from RefSeq and is a predicted model, not a curated record. The coding region runs from base 18 to 893 and encodes 291 amino acids. The transcript has 2 exons. Gene Ontology annotation, cellular component: membrane.